Diaporthe citri is the source of this 240-nucleotide messenger RNA. RefSeq lists its product as uncharacterized. The record is from RefSeq and is a predicted model, not a curated record. Bases 1 to 240 code for a protein of 79 amino acids. Lineage: Eukaryota; Fungi; Ascomycota; Sordariomycetes; Diaporthales; Diaporthaceae. The transcript is spliced from 3 exons.
AUGAGACUGCUCACCAAUAUCGUUCUCCUUGGCUUUGGCCUUGUCGGAUCGGCUCUUGCCAAGAGCAUUUGUUGUAUGCCGGGCUGCAAUGUUUGCCUGCCACAGCAAUGCCUUUGGGGAGGUUACUGCGCCAUCGGCACGAACUUCAACACCUGCUGUGCUGACGAGAAGAAGGCCAUGAUCUUCAAGAACGAGGAGGACUACCUUGCGGCGGUCGCGGCUGGUCAAAUCGACGGAUAA